AUGGUCCUGUCAUUGCUCGUGAGUUUCGGCACCGCCGUCGGCGCUCAUGAGGGCAUCAAGGCCUCCAUGGCCAAGUCCAGAAAGGAGGAGCACCGAAGUCGAAAGAACAAUCUUAUCGUCCAUUGUCCCAAGUCAUCCCAGUAUAGUCCCUACCUUGAAGGACGGCGGGUGGUAUUAUCUGGAGACAGGCUUUUCAUUGACACCGGCACUGUUCACGAUGCCCCCUUCGGACAUCCUUUCGAAGGGUACUAUAUCCCGUAUCCUGACUCACGGUAUGCGGGACUAGUGACCACCAUCACACAUGAAGCACCCAUCAUGAACUGGGUGUUUAUGGAUCCUCUCACAUAUUCCUUUCAGUUCGGUGUACGCGCCGUGGCAGAUGCCAAUCUCACAGGUCCCUGGGACUGCACUCGCCAAGAUCGCCGACUUACCUUCUGUGGAUGGGAAGGCUUCUGCGCAGUCCUCGAGGAUAGUGGCGUAUGGGGCCUCUACUACGACUUUGACGGCGACGGCAUGCGGAAGAAGUUUGGCCAAGAAGGGCGUGUCGUAAUUGAGAUUGAGCUUAUUAGGAGUGAGCUCAGGACACCGAAGCCAGAGCCAGAGCCAGAGCCACAGCCAGAACCGGAGAUCGUGGCAGAGCCACAGAACCAGGAUAAGGCGGCAGAGGCUGGCCUAGAAAAGCAAGUUGAAGCCCAAAAGACUGAUGUGGAUUACGCGGAGACCAAAAGCCUCAACAAGCAAAACGAUGAAUUCAACUGUAUCAUCCGCACUUCUACUUCCUUCACGGCAUAUUGCAACUCCAUCACAUACGUAAUGGCCAGAAACCCUGCCGCCUUCAAGGCCAUGCGAUCUCGUCAAGUUCAGAGAUUCAUUGCUCAGUUGCAGUUGAGCGAUCCCAACGACCAGCUGCUCAAUCUGGUAUCCGAAGAGGACCUGGAUGAAGCAGCGAAAAUGGCCAAACUGUCAAAGGCUGAUGAUGAUGAAGAUUUCUAUCCCGAGAGCUGGGCCAAUAGUCCACAGUCUUUCAAGCUCUUCUUCAAUCGCUACUUCCGCCAGUGGGCCGCUGCUCAGCGUGAUCGAGACGCGUACGAUGGCCCAUCGAAGGGUACACGAUCACAGGCUGCUCAAAGGCUUGCCAAUGCUUGA
Colletotrichum karsti is the source of this 1146-nucleotide messenger RNA. RefSeq lists its product as uncharacterized. The transcript is spliced from 3 exons. Lineage: Eukaryota; Fungi; Ascomycota; Sordariomycetes; Glomerellales; Glomerellaceae. The coding region runs from base 1 to 1146 and encodes 381 amino acids. The record is from RefSeq and is a predicted model, not a curated record.